Molecule: messenger RNA, 1436 nt
Organism: Cannabis sativa
Lineage: Eukaryota; Viridiplantae; Streptophyta; Magnoliopsida; Rosales; Cannabaceae
Product: transcription repressor OFP7
Exons: 1
Coding region: 170-1132 (320 amino acids)
Biological process (GO): negative regulation of DNA-templated transcription
Source: RefSeq, a predicted model, not a curated record
CGUCAGCUAGUAUUAUAAUACCAUGACAUGAAAUUUGGGGUCCCACACAAUAUGGCCGGCUUGGUAUCUUAUUCUUACUAUAUAAUAAUUUAGCAUUAACUAAAAAUAUUCACCACACUCGUGCUAAUUUUCUUCUAUCAUUUUAUUUUUGUUUUCUAGUUUUACUAAAAUGUCUAAGCGCUUUAAACUUAAAUUUCCUAAUGUUAAAUCUUUCCAAUUAUGUCGUUCCAAAGACCCUUCAUCCUUACCAGAAAAUCCUAAGCCGGUAAUUUACCGGCCAUCGCCGGUAAACCCGAAGGUUUUCGACAUCGGCUACCCGUCCACUCUACCGGCACCUCCGCCUUCAACACCGGAGUACUCGUUCGUGAUGCGACGCGCCGCCGCUUCAUCGAGGAUGAAAUCGGACGGCUGUGGGCCGACGACGUGCGCUCAGUACUUCUAUUCUGGCUGCAGCAGUACCGAAUUGCCUUGUUGCAAUUUCAAAACGACGUCGUCGUCUGCCGUGACGGAAAAAUAUUUCGUUAAGAAGAGAAAGAAUGAGAAGAAGCAGAAGCGAUCAAAAGCUCGGAGUGAUUACCGAAGAGACUUCGUUUCGUUUAGCAGCAGCAACGAUUAUGAUGAAGACGAGGACAGCGUAGUCCUUCUCGAUUCUUCAAGAAGCUUCUCGAAUGAGGUUGCUAAUGAUGAACCGAUUAUAAUGGAGAUACCGAACGAUAUUCCGAGAGUUCGAUCAAAGGAGAAGGUCGUGGAAGAUUCGAGAAUUCGGAGAGUGAAGAGCCAGAGUAAUUGCAACACCGGUAGUAGUAGUAGUAGUUCUAAGAAUCGGAAAGGAUCGGUCAAAACGGUGCCGUUUCAGGGAACAGCCGGUGACGUGGUGGAGGUAACAAAGGUGAGGGAAAGCGUAGCAGUAGUGAAGAAAUCGGAUGAUCCGUACGAAGAUUUCAAGAGGUCAAUGUUGGAGAUGAUAAUGGAGAAGCAGAUGUUCGAGGCCAGUGAUUUGGAGGAGCUUCUUCAAUGCUUCUUGACACUGAAUUCGCGCCAGUACCAUGGUGUUAUAGUCGAAGCUUUCUCUGAGAUUUGGGACAUCUUGUUCUGUGAUUCUCCUGUCAAACAACACCGACUCUCCUUUUAAAUUCACGCUUCAUACAUACAGCUACCUCUCUUGGUUUUUUUUUUGCUUCUUCUUUCGAGUGUUGUGUUUAUUUUGCAUGUAUGUUAAUACUUUAAUUCAAUUCGUUAUCUUUUUUCUUUCUAUUUAUUAUAUUCAUAAUUAUUUUGAAAAAUUAUGGCUCAUUAGUGUUUACAAGUGUAUAUUACUAAGUAAUUGUUAAAUGUAAACCCAAUUCAUUUAUUAAUCGUGUAAAAAAAACUAAAUAAUUAUGUUUAAAUUUUAUUAAUAUAUGUUAGAUUAGACGCCCAAAAUGAAGGGUAAAUAC